This is a messenger RNA of Epinephelus moara (kelp grouper), 5487 nucleotides long. It is a transcript of the gene slc1a4, whose product is annotated as solute carrier family 1 member 4. The transcript has 8 exons. Gene Ontology annotation, biological process: L-serine transport; L-glutamate transmembrane transport. Gene Ontology annotation, cellular component: plasma membrane. Lineage: Eukaryota; Metazoa; Chordata; Actinopteri; Perciformes; Serranidae. The record is from RefSeq and is a predicted model, not a curated record. Gene Ontology annotation, molecular function: L-threonine transmembrane transporter activity; symporter activity; L-aspartate transmembrane transporter activity. The coding region runs from base 157 to 1755 and encodes 532 amino acids.
CUCCAUUGGCUCCCCCUCCGUUCUGAGCUCAGCUAUCACUCCGAGCCCAGCCUUCAUACAAUACAGCUGCGUGCGCCCAACGUGUGUGUGCAUCCAACCCACGCUGCCUUGAAUCGGACUCGGCUUCUCUCGCUGCUCCGCUCGAAGAAGAACAAGAUGGAGAAAAAGAGCGAGAUCAACGGGCACGCCAUGCCCAGCUCGGCCUCUACCGACCGGAUCCUGGAGAAAAGCGCGAAGAAGAGCUUCAGGGAGAAGCUGAUGGAGUUUCUGAGCAAGAACCUGCUGGUGAUCAUGACGGUGUCCGGGGUGCUGGUGGGCGUCGGGCUCGGGAUGAUGGUCCGAAACAUGGAUCUUACCAGGGCGCAGAUGACCUAUUUCGCCUUCCCGGGAGAGAUGCUCCUCCGGAUGCUGAAGAUGAUCAUCCUGCCUCUGGUCGUCUGCAGCCUCAUAUCCGGCGCCGCCAGCCUGGACACUCGCUCCCUGGGCAAGCUGGGCGGCAUCGCGGUCGCCUACUUUCUGGUGACCACGCUGAUCGCCUCAGGGAUCGGGGUGGCCCUGGCCUUCAUCAUCAAACCCGGGGUGGGUGCAGGAGCCCUGAACACCAACAGUCUGGGACUGGAGAGCGUCACCAGCAACAAGGAGACCGCUGACUCCUUCUUAGAUCUGGCCAGGAAUUUAUUCCCGGCAAACUUGGUGGCUGCUGCUUUCCGUUCUUAUGCCACUGACUACAAGAUGCUUGCUGUGGGGAAUGACACCAAUGGGACCACCCUCUACCAAAAGGUGCCUAUUGGUACAGAAACAGAUGGCAUGAACAUCCUUGGUCUGGUGUUGUUUGCCAUGGUGUUUGGCGUGGCGCUGAGGAAGCUGGGAGAUGAGGGGGAAGAGCUCAUUCGUUUCUUUAAUGCUUUCAAUGAGGCCACCAUGGUGCUGGUUUCCUGGAUCAUGUGGUAUAUCCCUUUUGGCAUCAUGUUCCUGGUGGGCAGUAAGAUUGUGGAGAUGGAAGAUGUGGUUCUUCUGGUCACUAGUCUGGGAAAAUACAUCUUUGCUGCAAUCCUGGGCCACAUUAUCCAUGGAGGCAUUGUCCUGCCGCUCAUCUACUUUGGCUUCACACGCAAGAAUCCCUUCAGUUUCCUGUCAGGCCUCAUCACGCCCUUCACCACCGCCUUCGCCACCUGCUCCAGUUCAGCAACUCUUCCCUCUAUGAUAAAGUGUGUGGAGGAGAACAACGGUGUGGACAAACGCAUCAGCCGCUUCAUCCUUCCCAUCGGAGCUACUGUUAACAUGGACGGAGCGGCCAUAUUCCAGUGCAUUGCUGCUGUCUUCAUUGCUCAGCUCAACAAUACUGAGCUGAACGCUGGACAGAUCUUCACCAUCCUGGUGACAGCCACUGCCUCAAGUGUCGGUGCAGCAGGCAUCCCAGCUGGUGGCAUCAUUACCAUCGCCAUCAUCCUGGAGGCCAUCGGCCUGCCGACCAACGACCUCUCCCUCAUGCUGGCUGUUGACUGGAUUGUGGAUCGUACCACCACGGUGGUGAAUGUGGAGGGCGAUGCUCUGGGUGCUGGUAUCCUCCACCACAUCAACCAACAGGAGAUGAGGAAGCAGCAGGAGCAGCAGAAGCAGCAGGAAGCGGAGCUGGCGGAGGUCCGGGUGGAGGCCGUGGCCAACAUCCAGGCGGAGGAGGAGACCUCACCGCUGGUCACACACCAAACCAAAGCCUCGGCGGCCAUGCCGGAAGCCAUCGAGUCAGUCCUGUGAACUCAAAGACUUUUUCUCUUGCCCCCUGACCUUUCGACCUAUCAGUACUUCUGCCGUUGUUGCUGACGGGACAUCGUUCUGACACAGUGUCCAUCCAAAAAAACCAAGGUCACUGAUGAUUUCACUUGUGAGGAAAAACAAAGUGCCAUAGUAACAGUCUGUCUAGAGCAUUGACAGUUUAUCUUGUACCUAGUGCUGCCUUUUGUGCUGUCAAAAUUCAGCCACUUGGUCUCAACAGCUGGGUUUCCAUCCAGAUAUUUUAAAGCAGAUUAGGUUAUGAUGAUUGGGGAUUAUUGAAUUUGAAAAAAUUUCCUCAAUCCAGCUAAAAAGUUUUUUUUUAAUUCUCAUUUGAGUUGGAUUUUUUUGUAUUUUUAAAAGGCAUUUUGCGAUGAAAACACAGUGUGUGUUAUAUAUCCCUUAAACAUUCCCAUAAAUGUCGUAGUUCUGUUUGACUGAUACACUGUAUGAGAUGCUCACGGCCAUAAGUUUGUUCAUGAGAGCAUCAUCAGGUACAUUUCUUUGUUUUAUCUUCAGACAGCAAAUACAACGACCAACAUUAACCACAGAACACUAACAACUUGCCAAAUGCUGACAAGUCCAAGGGUCUAACACAUGCUUGACAGUGUCCGUUAUAACCUUAUUACACCUUUGGGACGUCUCUUCACUCACUUCGCUUCAGCUGGUGGAAGUGUUUGCAAUUUACAUUUGAUUUUAGCUCACUGCUUCACACUCUUUGCUGCAUGGAAACAGCAAAUUCUGCCUUUCAAAGUUAAAUCAGAUUGACAAGGGAACUGUUUGGUCCCAAGUUUCAAAUAGUUGUUUGUCAUAACUCAGAGAGGUGUUUACAAGAUGUGCCCAGACUUUUAUUUGCUGACCACUACAGUCAGCCGACAAUGUCAAACAUUAACCCCUUCAAAUGACAGGUUAAAGAUUUGUCCUCACGCAACCAGUUUAUCUGGUGACACACUGGCCCAGUAUGGUAAAGCAUUUUGAACAUUGGCCCAUCUGAAACAGUGUCUUUAGAUGUAUGCAUUGCCAUUAUGUAUCAUGCGGGAAAACCCACUGAUACGUGUUAUAUCCCCCGACUAAUCCUAUUUAUCCGUGAGUAAACAGAACACUGGGGUUAUUUACAUAACCAAGGUUCUCUAAAUCUCUAACACCACAGAAAAAGACCUCAGAAAAAGCCAACUGCACACAUAAGGCACAUAUCUUAACCUGCCUUCCUUUCCCAGUUGAUUUCAGCAUUUUCUAAACAUGCUCCUCUAAAUGGCUACACACUGAACAUUCAGACAUAUCAGCUAACGUUGGCUGGCCUUUAAAAGUCGGAUUUAUGCAUCAGCAGUUUGAAUUAAGCGAGUUAGCUGUGCAAAUAUGUGUGAGUGUUGGCAUCUGUCUUACUAAUAACCUGCUUUAUUUAUAAAAGUAGCUAUUAGCUUCGUUGCUAUUUGAUUUUGAGAAAUAUGCUACAGAGGAGACAGAAAAAUAGCUAACAUUAGUUUGUUUGGGGCUUUGUUUGCGAGCAGACUAGCCAGAUAAAGCAAUGUUAACAUGCAGCUAUCGUUAAGCUAUGAUUAAUACUCUUAUUUUUUAGCUAAUGUUUGCGUAGAUAAUAUCACAUGUAAAGACUAAGGUGUGCUUAGCUGACCUGAUACAUUAGUUAGCUAGCAAUUUUAACAAAAUAAACAGAUGAAGACAAAAGCUGAAGACCACCAACAUGGCCCCCGUAGAGUGAGCUAUUUAAAGGCAUCUUGAUUAGUCCCCCAGGGUUUGAAGCCAACUUUGGUCAUGGCCAAACAGUUGAAUUACAGCCUCUGAGCCCAUCAUGUGCUGCCAUUGGGCCCAAAAAGACUUUUUCUAUAGACUUAUAUUGUGAAAGAGACGUCUCUAAAUCUGCAGAUACAUUUUUUGAGCGUCACAACCCCUGUGAUAUGACUCAUUCCACUAUCAGGAUUAAAUCCUUUGUUCCAAUAACAAGUCCAGAAGAACCGCAAGAUUAAAUCAUUUUAUUUCCAAUCAAGUUAGGGAGCACUAAAUCAGUGGAUGUCUCUCUGGGUAAUUUCAAUUUUUUUGGGCUUCAUGCGCCUCAGCAAUUUUCAUAGGAGUGAAUGAUGUCCCGGCUUCAAAGCUGUAUCCAGGUCCUUUAAUACAUCCAUGAUUUUGAUGAGCUCAUUGGAUCCUGUUAAAGACAUAGCCAUGGAACAUAAUUACAUAUAAUCAGACAUUCGUUUGGAAGUACUGUAAACACACUUGUUUGUUGAAAACACUCCAGCCUCCCAUUUAUUGAAGAACAGAUAUGGUUGUCAGGAAGGUCAGUAGUUAAGGGUUAUAAAAUUCCAGCACACCCACAAAGAACUGACUCAAAGCUUCACCAUAUGAUAACACACAAAUACUCCCUUAAAAUGCUUAAUGAGUCUACAUAAUUCUGUUUAUCAUUAUUUUCUGAGUUAAUUUUAGAGUAUUUUUUCUGUGUGGUGUUUCAGAGGCUUGCGUCAUGAUAUAAGCCUGAAAGUUACAUGAUGUUUGUUAAUAUCUGUAUUUCAAUUGUUUUAAAAGCUGAAGCCGAUCGUUCAGUUCAAACCAAGCUAUGUCACAGGCCCUGAGUCUUUACCAAACUUCUUCCUGUAUUGACAAUAGCAGAUAUUAACUCAAUGGCAGACGACUUACAGCACAUUUUUAAUUCAGUCUGUAUGAUACAUUUGAAGCUGUGGUUGCUAGAUCAUUUUAAAGGGAAAAUUGGUCAAAACAUUAUCAUGGCUCAAGUGUAGGUUUUCCUUGAUCUAGGGAUAAAAACUAUGUGGAUUUGCAGCAUGCCAUAGUUGUUGCACAAGCAAAUUUGAAAGCAAAUUUGUGAUGAUUUAGCAGAAAGUCUCCCUUUAGGAUGCAGGACUCAACUGACAGAGAGCCUGUGCUGUCCUCUAGUGGUGACAAGCAUUAAUGUGAAAGUAGUACUGAGGGUGAUCAUAUCGCAGAGCUAAGUUGAACUGUUUUUGUGUCUGCUGAGACACUUGAGAGUCGACUUUGUUGAAUAAUAACUGGGAUACUAUUUCCUGUAUCUGAUCUAACAUUGAUGAGAAAAACUCUAAUGAGGAGACUGCCCCAGUCCUGUGACGUUAUACUUUAUUUUCAAGUGAAAACCACUAAGAGGUGAAGGAACAUCAUGUUUGUGAAAUAAGCUUAAUGUAUGUUGCUGUCCCCUGAUGUCUGAGACGCUCUUUAUGAAGUGAUGGUGCUGCUUUAGUUUUGGAUCACGAUUGUAUGUUGAAACUUUGUGCUCUAUAGAGAAAAUUUCGUACUCAUCACUUGAGAUUUAACAGAUGACUUUUCUAAGCUAACCACUGCUCUGUUAACCUGAAGCUUUAUGAGUAUAACUGGUACAAUCACAUGUAAUUACAUAUGAUGUGGUACAUGUACUAUAUAUAUAUUUGAUAUUAAUUUAUUGUAAUUGUUUUAACUUUUUGUAUUAUUUGUACUUUCUCCUUUUAACACUUUCUCUCAGUGUCAAUUUUUUUAUUAUGAUACAAUUUUUAAUGAACUCUUCUGCCAGUGUUUCUGAUAACCUCUUGUUAGAAAUGUGAUUUAAUUCCUGUUGUGUGUUUUUGUUUUGGAAUAGCUGCUACCUUGCCUGUACCAUGUCACUGUCUAACACUGUAUGGCUGUCUCUUUGCUGUUGGUCCUGCUGUCUGUCAACAUUAAAGGUGUUACAGUACAUUUUUCAUGCAACGCAAACACAAA